CACUUCCCCUACUCUCUUCAUCACUCAUCAUUCCAUACACAUCUCAUUUUGCAAACAAAAAAAAUCUAAGAGAGAAAUAUGGCUGGUCUAAUGAAGUUGGCAUGCUUGAUCUUCGCCUGCAUGAUCGUGGCCGGUCCAAUCACAUCGAACGCGGCUCUGAGUUGUGGCACCGUUAGCGGCUACGUGGCACCUUGCAUUGGCUACCUGGCCCAGAAUGCGCCGGCCGUUCCCACAGCGUGCUGCAGCGGCGUUACUAGUCUAAACAACAUGGCCCGUACAACCCCAGACCGUCAGCAAGCUUGCCGUUGCCUUGUAGGAGCCGCUAACGCCUUGCCUACUAUCAACGUUGCCCGUGCAGCUGGACUUCCUAAGGCAUGUGGAGUCAACAUUCCUUACAAGAUCAGCAAAACCACCAACUGCAACAGUGUGAAAUGAGCGGCGGUCGGAUGAAGCUAAUGCAGACGUUCAAGUAUUAUGUAAUGGAUGAGCGAAUACUAAAAUAAGAUGUUCCAAUGGUUGUUGUUUUUAGAGUUUUUCAAUUUCCUGUCUUUUAUGUUGUGACGUUCCUAUUACUUUGGUCGUUUGUACUAUGUUCACAAUCAACGUUAUAUGAAUUUCAGAUCUAAGUUUUACGUUUUA
Brassica oleracea var. oleracea is the source of this 639-nucleotide messenger RNA. RefSeq names its product non-specific lipid-transfer protein D. Gene Ontology annotation, biological process: lipid transport. Gene Ontology annotation, molecular function: lipid binding. Gene Ontology annotation, cellular component: membrane. The transcript has 2 exons. Bases 79 to 435 code for a protein of 118 amino acids. Lineage: Eukaryota; Viridiplantae; Streptophyta; Magnoliopsida; Brassicales; Brassicaceae. The record is from RefSeq and is a predicted model, not a curated record.